AUCGCUGUUGAACGCAGUUGGUACGCGGGUACCUCAAGAUUCUGAAACCAGCCGACGCGCGUACGUACGUUCCACGUGUUGAUCUGCCAUUGGGUCGUGGGCCUUCCAUGGUCUCCUUGACGUUGACCCCGUCCCGGCAAAUACAGAUUCAAAUUCAAGCUGACCGAGCUUUUCUCCAUCCUUUCCGCCUAGGGAACUCCGUCGUCUCCUCACCAAUAGGGUGCAUUGGGAGCCCCGUGCUGCCCGGUUUUUGGGGGGAAUUCACGAGGAACCAGCGGAAGGGCGGGAAGUUACGGCCACUAGCGGUUCGGUCGCGUAGCAUCGAGGGGGUUCGGGGAUUCGCUGGUGGCCGCGCCGUGACGAGCGGCGGCGAACGCGGGGAGAUGGAGAGCGAUGACGGAAGAACGGGGGAGAUGGGAAACGUGGAUGGCGGGGAAGGGGGCGUGGGGAUGGAGAUGCAAGGGGUGCUGUUCCGCUGGGGGGAGAUGGGCGUCAAGGUGGCAUUCCGUUCGUCUGACUUCCCCCGCCACGUCAUCAUCCUAGGUGGCCUCACCGACGGCCUUCUCCCCACCGGCUACACUGCCAGGCUGGCAUCCUCGCUGGCAGCGAUUCAUUGGUCGCUGGUGCAGACGCAGGUGUCGUCCUCCUACUUUGGCUACGGAGCAGCGUCUCUGGAGCAGGAUGCUGCCGAAAUAGAUGACCUCAUCGCUUACAUCAUCAAGCGGUACCAGGGCUCUGAUGUCGUCCUUGUUGGCCACAGCACGGGCUGCCAGGACAUUGUGGCCUAUCUCAGGAGCCCCACCUCCAGCCACCAUAGCGCUGUCAAGGCAGCCAUUCUUCAGGCGCCAACGAGCGACAGGGAGUGCAUGGAGCAGCAAGCGAGGGAGGGGGGGAAGGAGACACAGGCAGCAUUGGAAGAAAUGAAAUGGGCGGCACAAGCCAUGAUUGCGGACGGCAGAGGGGCCGAGAUGAUGCCGAGAAGCGCCGACCCGCUUGCGCCGAUCACGGCGUACAGGUUUCACUCUCUAGCAUGCACGGGUGGGGAUGACGACAUCUUCAGUUCAGACUUCACAGAUGAUGAGCUCAGAGAGAAGCUGGGGCACAUGGCAGCAUGGCCAUGCAUGGUGAUUCUAUCAGGGGAGGAUCAGUACGUGCCAAAGCACAUAGACAAGGAGAUGCUAUUGCAAAGACUAUGCGCUGCAAUGGGCGGCGCAAGCUCUGCUCUGAUUGGUGGAGCUGACCACUCGCUGAGUAACAAACUGGAGGAGGCAGUUCCCACCAUAACGGCCUUCAUCAAAAGGUUGUGAAAGGUGUUGUAGUGCUUAGCUAGUAGGGCCUACUGUACUGUAUCAUCAGGAGGGACAUCCGUUACUUCACUUUCAUUCAAAAUGCUCACUGCAUGCUAAACCAUUAGCAGUUAUUGCACAAGAAUUU
Closterium sp. NIES-67 is the source of this 1434-nucleotide messenger RNA. The record is from the annotation of a GenBank genome assembly. Lineage: Eukaryota; Viridiplantae; Streptophyta; Zygnematophyceae; Desmidiales; Closteriaceae.